Messenger RNA from Talaromyces atroroseus, 2055 nucleotides. Its product is annotated as Transketolase. The transcript is spliced from 7 exons. Gene Ontology annotation, molecular function: transketolase activity. Bases 1 to 2055 code for a protein of 684 amino acids. Gene Ontology annotation, biological process: pentose-phosphate shunt. Gene Ontology annotation, cellular component: cytosol. The record is from RefSeq and is a predicted model, not a curated record. Lineage: Eukaryota; Fungi; Ascomycota; Eurotiomycetes; Eurotiales; Trichocomaceae.
AUGGCCUACACCGAAGUUGAUCAGUUGGCCAUCAACACGAUCCGUGUUCUCGCGGUCGAUGCCACUUCCAAGGCUAACUCCGGUCACCCCGGUGCCCCUAUGGGUCUGGCUCCUACCGCCCAUGUCCUCUUCAACAAGUUCAUGAACUUCAACCCCAAGAGCCCUCGCUGGGCUAACCGGGAUCGAUUUGUUCUCUCAAACGGUCACGGUUGCAUGCUCCAAUACGCCCUUCUCCACCUUUUCGGAUAUGCUGUCAGCCUCGACGACCUAAAGGCGUUCCGUCAAAUCGGCAGUAUCACCCCGGGCCACCCUGAGGCCCAUGAGACCCCUGGUAUUGAGGUUACAACCGGCCCUCUCGGUCAAGGUUUCGCCAACGCCGUCGGUCUUGCCAUUGCUCAGGCUCACAGCGCUGGUGUCUUCAACAAGCCCGGUUAUGAACUUUUCAACAACUACACAUACACCAUCUUCGGUGAUGGCUGUGCUAUGGAGGGUGUUGCUAGCGAGGCUGCUAGCACUGCUGGUCACUUGAAGCUCGGCAACCUCAUUGCUCUUUAUGAUGACAACCACAUUUCCAUUGAUGGUGACACCAAGGUCGCUUUCACUGAGGACGUUCUAAAGCGCUUUGAGGCAUAUGGCUGGCACACCCUUGAGGUCAAGGACGGUGACCACGAUCUUCAGGGCAUUGAGGAGGCCAUCCGCAAGGCCCAGCAGGUUAAGGACAAGCCCACCGUCAUCAAGAUUACCACCACCAUUGGUUUCGGUUCCAAGCUCCAGGGCACUGGUGGUGUCCACGGUAACCCUCUGAAGGCUGACGACGCCGAAAGUGUCAAGAAGGCUUUCGGUUUCGAUCCCUCGCAGAGCUUCGUCGUUCCCCAACAAGUCUACGACCUGUACGGAAAGCAUGCUGCUGAAGGUGCUGCCAAAGAACAGGAGUGGAACAACCUGCUCCAGAAAUAUGGCGGUGAAUACAAGGCUGAACACGCCGAUUUGACCAGACGUCUUGCCGGAAAGCUUCCCGAGGGCUGGGAGAAGAGCCUUCCCACCUACAAGCCAACCGACGCUGCUGUUGCAUCUCGUAAGUUGUCCGAGGCUGUUUUGGAGAAGAUCCACUCCGUUAUUCCCGAGCUUCUCUCCGGUUCUGCCGACUUGACUGGCUCAAACAACACUCGGUGGAAGAACGCUGUCGACUUUCAGCCUCCCGAGUACGGUAUUGGGGACUGGUCCGGUCGUUAUCUCCGCUACGGUGUCCGUGAGCACUCUAUGGGAGCCAUCUUCAACGGUCUCGCCGCUUACGGUACCGUCAUCCCUGCUGGUGGUACUUUCUUGAACUUCGUUUCCUACGCCGCUGGUGCCGUCCGUCUUUCGGCUCUGUCGCAAGUUCGCGCCAUCUGGGUCGCUACCCACGACUCCAUCGGUCUUGGUGAGGACGGUCCUACUCACCAGCCUAUUGAGACACUCGCACAUUUCCGUGCUUUGCCUAACUUGAUGGUCUGGCGUCCUGCCGACGGCAACGAGACCAGCGCUGCCUACUACUCCGCCCUCACUUCCACCCACACACCCAGCAUCCUCGCUCUCACCCGUCAGAACCUUCCUCAACUGCAGAACUCCUCCAUUGAGGUCGCACUUAAGGGUGGUUACGUCGCUGUUGAUGCCCCUAACGCCGCCGUUGCUAUCGUAUCGACUGGUUCUGAAGUCAGCAUUGCCAUCGAUGCUGCUCAGUACCUGAAGGAGAAGCACAACGUUGCUGCCCGUGUUGUCUCCAUUCCUUGCUUCGAAGUCUUCGACGCCCAGAGCAAGGAGUACCGCCUCUCGGUUCUUCCCGACGGCAUCCCCAUCUUGUCCGUUGAGGCUGCUUCUACUCUUGGUUGGGAGCGUUACUCUCACGAGCAAUUUGGUAUCAACCGCUUCGGUGCCUCUGGCCCAUACAAGCAAGUCUACGAGAAAUUCGAGAUCACCCCCGAAGGCAUCAGCAAGCGCGCUCUUGCCACCAUCGACUUCUACAGGGGAGUCAAGCCACGCUCGCCUAUCAACCGUGCUUUCCAGCAACUUAUCUAA